AUGGUCGCCAAGUCCUUCAUCGUCGCCCUUCUGGGCCUCACCUCCGUCUCGGCCGCUUGCACCGGACCUGCUGUCAACUCCGCCACCGUUUCCCUCAUCACGGAAUUUGAAGGCUUCAGGGCCGAUAUCUACAAGGACCCUGCCGGCUAUCCCACCGUGGGCUACGGCCAUCUCUGCUCUGAUUCCAAGUGCUCAGACGUCCCUUACUCCAUCCCCCUCUCCCAGGCCAACGGCCGCAAGCUCCUCCAGUCCGACCUUACUCCCGCCCAGAACUGCAUCACCCUCGCCACCACCUCCAACGUCGUCCUCAACGCCAACCAGUACGGCGCCUUCGUCAGCUGGACCUUCAACAUGGGCUGCGGCGCCGUCAAGUCCUCCACCCUCCUCAAGCGCCUCAACGCCGGCGAGAACCCCAACACCGUCGCCGCCGAGGAGCUCCCCAAGUGGAAGAACGCGGGGGGAGUCGAGCUCCCCGGCCUCGUUCGCCGUCGCGCCGCAGAGGUGGCGCUUGCCAAGACUGCUACCUCUGACAAGGCCCUGCCUGCCUGCUCCUAA
Messenger RNA from Clonostachys solani, 555 nucleotides. Lineage: Eukaryota; Fungi; Ascomycota; Sordariomycetes; Hypocreales; Bionectriaceae. The record is from the annotation of a GenBank genome assembly.